AUGACAGUGUCAUACAACUCUGACGUUUCAUCCACGUCACUGAUCGCUUUUCUCCGAUUACAGUUGAGAUGGCGUGGAUCCGUAUGGAAGUCAGUAAUGAGAGAACUAUUUAUAUUCUCAUUUUGCUUUGCAAUAAUCACAUCUAUCUAUAGAACUAAUUACUUUUUAUCUGAUGAACAGAGAGUAUUUUGGGACAAUUUCGCGGCACUUUUUGAUCAAACUCUAAACUACAUUCCCUUAACAUUCAUGCUUGGAUUCUUUGUUACAAUUAUUGUAGGAAGGUGGAAUGACAUAUUUUUGAAUAUCGGAUGGGUUGACAAUACAGCCCUACUAAUUGCCACAUAUAUUCGUGGAGGUGACGAGAAGAGCCGUAUUAUGAGACGGACUGCUCUUCGAUAUUUGGUGCUCACACAAGUUUUGAUAUUUCGAGAUAUCAGUUUGGUAGUUAAGAAACGAUUUCCCACACUGGAGACAGUUGUGGCUUCCGGUUUCAUGCUGGAAAGUGAAAGAGAAAAGUAUGCGGCACUAAGUCUUGGAAAAUACCCAAAGUACUUCCUCCCAAUCCAAUGGUGCUUUUCAUUGCUCUACGAUGCUCGAGCGCAGGGAAAAAUCGGUGCGGACGUUAUGUUGAAUGAGUUGAUCAAAAGUGUCGGAGAUUUCCGGAAAGGACUUGGACAAUUGCUCAAUUUUGAUUGGGUUCCAAUUCCUUUGGUUUAUCCACAGGUAGUAUUCCUUGCUGUCCGUAUUUACUUUUUCCUAUGCCUAAUCGCUCGUCAAUCGGUUCUUAUUGAUGGUGAAAAACCAAAAGACAACUCACCAGUAUAUCCAUUUGUCCCAUUUUUGAUGACAUCUCUUCAAUUCGUUUUCUAUGUUGGAUGGAUGAAAGUGGCUGAAAGUUUAAUGAAUCCAUUGGGAGAGGAUGAUGAUGAUUUUGAGUGCAAUUACUUGUUGGACAGAAAUUUGGCGGUCGGUCUCGCUAUUGUCGACUCAAGCGAAGCAGCUCCACACUACGAGAAGGACGUUUUCUGGGGAUUAGCAAUUGCGGACCCGCUAUAUUCGUCUGAUACUGCCAAUAUUCACAUCAAUCCUCAAAUUGGAUCAGCUGCCACUUAUGAAACCCAAGAAAACGAGAUCAUCAUGCGACCCCACGUUGAUACAAACGACAUGGAAGAUGGCGGUGAUGACGUGGAAGGAUGCAAUCCACGUCAACUCUCACGUUUCGUGUCCGUGGUGUCUGUUAAUAGAAAUUGUGAGAGCCGGACGAGUCUAUCGAGUCGGCGGAAUCCGACGAUCAUCGAACGGUUGAGAAGUCAGUUUGGAGGAUCGAAAGUCAACAGGCCGGGCAAAUUAUUCGGCAGCUCGCAGUUUUCCAUCAAUACUGCGAUGGGAGAUAACGACAUUGGAAGCUGUGCAAGUAUCCUGGGUGAGCUUGCCGAAGAGUCCAACAAAGCAUCACAAGGUCUCUUAACACCUGAAGAAUACGCAGGCUCUCCACGUCGAAAUACCCCUAUCGAUAUGCUGACCUCGGUACCAGAGGAGGACGAGGAAGCUCAAAAGACUAGAACAUCCGUGGAUUUGAGGAAAUGGAAGGAGAUGGUGGAAAAUGAGAAGAAACGAGAAGAGGCUAUUGAGGAAAAGAGGAGGAAGUUGUCGAGAAAGGAGGAAGAAAGGGAAGAAGAUGAUGGUGAUGACGUGGAAAAGAAGGAGUGAUAAUUAGAUAUUUUGAAUUUUGUCUUUGUUUAACUGUACGUGUGAUCUACCUCUACUCAUAUUGAGCUUUUUUUGAGAUAUUUCGAAUUUCCGUUGAUUGUUUUUUGUACUUUUGAUCUUCAGUUUCAUGUUGAUAAUAUAACUUUAAUUUGUAUCAUUACGAUAAUAAAGUUGUUUUCUGAUAAA
This is a messenger RNA of Caenorhabditis elegans, 1896 nucleotides long. It is a transcript of the gene best-19, whose product is annotated as Bestrophin homolog. The coding region runs from base 1 to 1710 and encodes 569 amino acids. NCBI's taxonomy places the organism in Eukaryota, Metazoa, Nematoda, Chromadorea, Rhabditida, Rhabditidae. Gene Ontology annotation, biological process: transmembrane transport. Gene Ontology annotation, cellular component: plasma membrane; membrane. The transcript is spliced from 9 exons. The record is from RefSeq and is marked reviewed. Gene Ontology annotation, molecular function: chloride channel activity.